Seriola aureovittata is the source of this 5422-nucleotide messenger RNA. RefSeq names its product brevican core protein-like. Gene Ontology annotation, molecular function: hyaluronic acid binding. NCBI's taxonomy places the organism in Eukaryota, Metazoa, Chordata, Actinopteri, Carangiformes, Carangidae. The transcript has 14 exons. Bases 251 to 4675 code for a protein of 1474 amino acids. The record is from RefSeq and is a predicted model, not a curated record. Gene Ontology annotation, biological process: cell adhesion.
AGUGGGCAGUUCAGGGUUUCAUAUCUGGCUUCACUUUCUCUAAACUCCCUCCUUUUCUUUCCAAGCAUCGGAGUCGGUCGGACCGCGGCAGUCCCAGUUCCCGGUACUAAUAUAUACCUGCGCAGAGCAUCCACAGCCGCCUUUCCCCCCCUCCUGACAGGACGGUAGUCGCACUGCAGCAAGCUGUGAGGAGCGGAGGGAAAAUACUUUUUUUACAGCCGAGAAGUCAGUCCAUCCCGCAUCAGCUGAAAUGCUGCUGAGAAGAAUCCGACAUGUCCAGAUUCUACCACUUCUCUGUGCAGUGUGCUGUCUCACUCUGGCCUUCCCCACCCAAACACCAUCUGCAUAUGAUGACGUCCAGUCCCUCCAGGUGAACAUCCCCCACUCAGAUCUGGUUUUUGCCCCACUGGGCAGCUCCAUCUCCAUCCCCUGCUUCGUGUCUCUGUCUUCCACACCUACCACUUCCUCCUCUUCCCCGGUCGAACCGCGGGUCAAGUGGACUGUGGUGUCUGGUGGGGUGGAGACGCAGAUCUUGGUGGCGCGGGGUCAAAGGGUGAAGGUCAACGAAGCGUACAUAGAUCGUGCGGCAUUGCUCAACCACACAUCUUCCCCAGAUGACCUGUCACUCUGGCUGGGAGAUUUGCGCUCCAGUGACUCGGGUCACUAUCGCUGCGAGGUGCAGCAGGGCCUGGAGGACGCCAGUGACCUCGUACAACUCAAAGUCAAAGGUGUUGUAUUUCACUACAGAGAUGCUUUGGGCCGGUAUGCGUUUUCCUUCCAUCAGGCCCAGAGGGCUUGUGAGGCCAUCGGGGCAGAAAUCGCCACCGCUGACCAGCUGCUGGCGGCUUAUUAUGACGGAUAUGAGCAGUGUGAUGCAGGCUGGCUGGCAGACCAGUCUGUCAGAUACCCAAUCCAAGUGCCCCGUGAAGGUUGCUAUGGAGACAUGGAUGGGCAACCAGGAGUGAGAAACUACGGGACAAUGGACCCAGAUGAUCUUUUUGAUGUUUAUUGUUACGUGGAACAAAUUGAUGGAGAGGUGUUCCACGACCCCGUCCCACAGCAGCUGUCAUUUGAUGAAGCACAGGCAUACUGCAGAGGUGCAGGGGCAGAGCUGGCUACAACAGCACAGCUGUACUUGGCAUGGAGUGAAGGUCUGGACCGUUGCAGCCCUGGCUGGCUGUCUGAUGGCAGUGUGCGUUACCCCAUCAUAACCCCCAGAGAGCGCUGCGGAGGCCCUCAGACAGGUGUCAAAACCCUUUACCGCUUCAGCAACCAAACUGGCUUCCCAGAGCCGUCCAGCCUUCAUGACGUUUAUUGUUUGAAAGAUAACAGAAUUGCUCCCACUGACUCUCCUAUGGACUACAUGGCCACAGAGCCUGAAGACUUUGGACAAGAUGUAGUUAUUCUUACGGAACCAGAUCAAGAGCUGAAACUGAACCAACAUGCUGAGCAAGUGGAGAGAGAGGCUCAAAGUGUGCUUGAAUCUUUUCCCUUUGUCUCCCAAUCUUCCACUGAGGAAAACCUGGUUGACACACACUCAACAGUAAUAUCAGACACAACAGAGUCUCCUCUCAACACCACAUCCACAUCGGACUACUUAAAGGCGUUUAAUGAAACUUCAUCUCCUUCAGAAAUGAGCUCUCACUCCCAGAAUCCUGCAGCACUGGGGAACAGCACCAGCAGCACAGAAACCUACAAUUUCCCACAAAACACAUCAUUACUGCCCAGUGUUUACAAUGAGACAGAUUCCCACCAGAACUUGAACUUCACCUUUCACCAAUUUGAAUUUGAAAACACCACAGGGUUUCCUGAACCAUCAUAUGAACCUCACACACAUAACCAGACAACACCAGACACAAACCCUGAAGAGUUUACGCAACCAUCUGAGAGGCCGAAGGAAUCUCCAGAAAUACAAGAGCCCAACUUUGGUUUAAACAGAUCACAGGCCAAUUACAGCAUUACAGAGAGCAACUAUACUCAAGAGGAGAAUAUCCCGGUGGCAACUUCAAUGACUCCUGACAACAUGCUCCAGGUGAAGAUGGAAGAGGCAACAGUAGCAGAGCCUUGGCAGAUGUCCCUCAUGACUCAGUCACCAAGAGAAGAAGGAGAGCUUCUUACACAAACUACCGAAGCUCCCAUCAAAAACCUAACUUCACUGUGGCUCCCUCUUGAUGGAUCUGGAGAUAGUUCUCAAGAGAGUGACCUGGACGUUGAAGUAGUCAGCUUCAUCUCAACAUCAGAUUAUUCCACUUCCAGCUUCACCACUCAUCCAUCACUUUCCGCUACAGCUAGCAGCGCUCCAGCUGACACUCAGACUGUACUCCCAGAUCCAACGUCUUCAUCCGGGUCACAAAAUAUUGACAAUCUGGGCUUCGAAAUCCUCUCCACAGUACCACAAUUAUGGGAGUCUUCCAUUUCUAAACAGGAAGGAAGUACAAGCUUAGAAACUGAAGACACAGUCACCACAGAAAGUGAGGAAAAACGGCUGCACCCGACAAAGGCUGAAGAAAACCUAGUUUCUGGAGUAAGUUUAGCUACCACUGAGUCUCCAGAGGAGUUCAACACCUCUCAGUUGCCUACUGAUUCCACCACAGCACAGUAUCAGACAUCAUCAUACAGAGUGUAUUUAAAUACUGUGACCACUGCUUAUGAAGAGGCAAGUGGACAAGAGCCUGGUACAGUUGCUGCAAUCCUUGGAGAAGAAAUUGAAGUUGCUCCAACCCUUGAAGAGGAUGUUACAGUUAGCCGAGUCCCUGAAGAGGAAGUUAAAGUUUCCCCAACAAUUGAAGAGGCUAAAGUUUCCUUUUCACUGGAACAGGAAGUUAAAGUUUCCCCAACAAUUGAAGAGGCUAAAGUUUCCUUUUCACUGGAACAGGAAGUUAAAGUUUCCCCAACCCCUGAAGGGGACAUUACAGUUACCCCAAACUUUGAGGAUGAAGUUAAAGUUGCACCAACUUUGCCCCAAGAAGAAGCCAAAGUUUCCUUUUCACCGGAAGAGGAAGCUUCAGUUUUCCCAACCUAUGAAGAAGAAACUAGUGUUGCUCCAUUGGAUGAAGAAGAAGCUAGCAUUGCUCCAAUACUUGAAGAAGAAGCUCACAUUGCUCCAACCCUUGAAGAAGCUACUGUUUCCCUGACUCUUGAAGAUGCAAAUGUUGCGCCAACUCUUGAAGAAGCAAAUGUUGCGCCAACUCUUGAAGAAGCUAAAGUCUCCCCAACCCUUGAAGAAAAAACUGUUUCCCCAACCAUAGAAGAAGAAGCUAACAUUUCCCCAACCCUUGAAGUAGAAGCUAAUGUCACCCCAACCCUUGAAGAAGAAGCUUACAUUGCUCCAACCAUUGAAGAAGAAGGUAGUGUCGCCCCAACCCUUGAAGAAAAAGCUAAUGUUUCCCCACCCUUUGAAGAAGAAUCUAACAUUGCCUCAGCCUCAGAGGAAGAUGCUUCCAUUGCCUCAACUGUUGAGGAGGAAUUUACCAUCUUUCCUCUUGAUUCUCAAACAUCUAACUGGGCUCUGCUGACCACCACAACUGGACCCCAAGAAUCUCUGAAUGAUCUUGAGUACAGCGGAAAAACCUCCUCCAUCACGUCCACAGCAGUUUUAGAUGCCUCCUCAAGUACAAAACCCACCGCUGCUACCACAAAGACGACUACCGCCACCAUCACAACCACCACACACUGGUCCAGACGCAGCUGGAGCCCGACAACCUCAACAGCCACUGUUCACCACAAGACGACAGAGCCCCAGAAGGUGAUGCACCUCAUACCACCAGUGGAUCAGGGUCUGGUGGAUGUUGAGUUUAGUCUCACCCAGCCGCCCACUCUGCUUAUCUUGCCCAAUGAGAGGGCAGCUGUAGGCGGUACAGGGAAAGCUUCAGAUGCCUGUUUGGACGACCCCUGUUUUAAUGGAGGCACCUGCACAGACCAAGAUGGGCAGAUUAAAUGUCUCUGUUUACCAACGUAUGGAGGAGACUUCUGUCAGACCGACUUGGAGCGAUGUGAACCCGGCUGGGACAAGUUUCACGGUUUCUGUUACCGACACUUCAGCCAGCGUCUGAGCUGGGAGGUCGCAGAGCAGCACUGUCGCAUGCAGGGAGCUCACCUGGUGUCCAUCAUGACCCCUGAGGAACAGAAUUAUAUCAACAGCAACUACAAAGAAUACCAGUGGACUGGUCUGAACGAUAAGACCAUCGAGGAUGAUUUCCGUUGGUCUGACGGCAACCCACUGCUGUAUGAGAACUGGUACAGAGGGCAGCCGGACAGCUAUUUUCUCUCUGGAGAAGACUGUGUGGUGAUGGUGUGGCACGAUGACGGACGCUGGAGUGAUGUGCCCUGCAACUAUCACCUGGCCUACACCUGCAAGAAAGGCACUUCCUCAUGUGGUCCACCACCGAAGGUCCGAAAUGCCUCCAUAUUUGGAAAAACUCGACAGAGAUACGAAACUAAUGCAGUUGUACGUUAUCGUUGUGCCGCGGGUUUCCAGCAGAGACUAAAUCCUCUGAUCAGGUGUCUGUCUGGAGGCAUGUGGGAGAGGCCCCAAAUUCUGUGCUUCCCUGAGGCUGGAGGUUCCACCCAGCACCCUGAGGUGACAUCACUGACCAACAACAACAACUUUGCAGCAGGUGAAGACGAAUUUGAAGCCACUAAGGAGACACCACAGUACUGGGACAUCAAGUUUUAAAAAACAGCCAUGCUUUCCUUGUCUUGUUUUCUUAAACUCUGCUGUUGUAACAUGACAAGGUGUAAAGAACCGAGUGCUUUUACCAAUGAAUGCUCAAACAGGACAAAAUGAACCACAAAAACAUAGAAAACACAGAACUGAAGCUCCACUUUGCCAAGGAGCCUGAGUGCACACAAAGGCUCUAGUUUCUUCUGACGGAGACACUGUUUACUUAAAAAACAUUCCUAUUUUUUGAUGUCCUUUAAAACACUUUCUAAUGUAAUUUCUAAGGAGAUUUUUAAGGGUUAAUGCGGUGACUGGUGGAGCUAAAAAGAGGUUUAGGUAAAGUGAUUACCCGAUGAGUCCUUUUCACUAGAAAGAAAUACAGUAAAUUACUAUGCCAGCUCCAAAUCUACAUUAAUAGCUAUUCUAUUUGUGGUUUUACAUCAAGAACCUUUUUAUGAAAUGGUGCUAAUGUCUUCAAGACCGUUCUAUCCAACAGAGAUUUUUGUUUUCAGUGUAAUGUAGGAAUACAGAUAUUUUCCUGCUUUUCAAAGAAACCUACAACUCCAAAGCACAAAGUCAACCAUAACAAAUAGUCAAUAAAUACUGUACAUAUAUUAGUUUUCACACCUGUGAUUGCUGUCCGCAUUUUUCCAAGAGAAACCUUUGAUUUCCAGCAGACACAGUUUUGUUCGUCAGCUUUAUGUUGUAAUAAAGUUUUGUAGAACAGAGCGAAGAAUAAAUUGUUCUCUUAUUUUACCCUUA